CCCCUUUCCUUCUCGCUCUCGUUUCCCUCUGCUAGAGCUGCUGCUCGCCUCGUCUCAGGCCGGUGCCUACUGCUUUCCCUACGCGACCCGGGGUCGUUUCUCUUCACGUUCGAGCUUGUCUCGCUUUGCAUUCACUCCUUCAUUCGACCGGUCCUCGCUUUUCACUCACGGGUAAUCAGUAAUCAUGUUCUCCAAGAAGGCUCUCCUCUUUGCGCUCCUUUCCCUCUCCGUCUCCGUUCAAGCCGCAGCCGCGGCGAAGAACAAGAGCGUUGAGACGUGCCAGGCUGGUACCGCUAAGACAGUUACCGUCACUGCGACUGUCGCCGCUGCCGCUUCGACAAGUACCGCUGUCCUCGCUGCCAACCCCAACAAGGGCGGCAAGGGUACCACCGGCAAGACUGGCACUGCCGCUGGCAACAACGCGGGUGCAGGCAAGACUGGUGCCGCCGCUGGUAACAACGCUGGUGCAGGAAAGGCUGGCACUGGCAAGACCGCGACCACCUCCACUGCCAAGGCUGCUACCAGCACGGGAACCGCCGCCGGUAACAACGCCGGUGCAGGCAAGGCUGCCGGCAACGGCAACACUGGCUCAACCGCGGCGGCAGGCGGCGACGCCCAGACGUCAUUGACGCUCGUGCAGUCGGUCAUCGCGACCGGCUUCGCGAACGACGGCCAGGACGUGCCCGCGGCCGGCCAGGUCGCGUCCGCGACGUCGACGAACAACUUCAUCAACUUCUGCGCGACGGUGCCGAACCUGCCGAUCACGAACGGCAAGCAGGUCACGACCGGGUCGUGCAACCCCGCGCCGAUGGGCAUCAUCGCGUCGACGGCGAACAUGCCGUCGGCCAAGUUCGUGAACCCGAAGAACGGCGCGACGAUCGCGGCGAACACGAACUUCACGGUGCAGAUGGCGAUCAGCCACCUCGAGACGGGCCACUUCACGAACGCGCAGGAGAACUACUUCGCGGCGCCGCAGGUGAUCAACGGCGCGGGCGACGUGCAGGGGCACUCGCACGUCGUCAUCGAGCAGCUCACGUCGCUCGACCAGACGACGGUCACGGACCCGAGCAAGUUCGCGUUCUUCAAGGGCCUCAACGACCCCGCGAAGAACGGCGUGCUCUCCGUCGAGGUCGCCGGCGGCCUCCCCGCUGGCUUCUACCGCAUCGCGUCCAUCAACUCCGCCGCGAACCACCAGCCGGUCCUCGUCGCCAUCGCGCAGCACGGCUCGCUCGACGACAUGGCCUACUUCACCGUCUCUGCUGGAGGUGCUGCUGCUGGUGGCAAGGCUGCGGGCAACGCGGGUAACGCCGCCGCCGCCGGUGGUGCCGCGACCGGCAAGGCUGCCGCGUCGACGACCGCGAAGGCCGCUGCUACUGGCAAGGCCACGACGGGCACGGGCAAGGGCGCUGCAGCAGGCAAGGGCGCCGCGGCGGGUGGCCGUGGCGGCCGCUUCUCCGCGAAGGGCCAGGGCAAGAACCGCCGCAGCUUCUAAGCAGCGCGCUCUUCCGCCCCCUCCUCUACGCCCCUUCGUUCUCCCGCACCCCCGCCUUGUUCGCUGCCCUAACUUAUCCCGCGCCGGGUACCCGCGUCUGCCCCUACUCCCCACGGACCGUUAGCCCUCCACUGUCAUGAUUAUUCCCCUCUUACCCGUUACCCACUCUCCGGACCCCCGUCGAUGUGUCUGCUCUGCGCUCUCGCCUCGUCCCUUUUCAUUUUUUUUGCAUUGUCUUUUCUCCUGCACACGCCCUCAUUUGCACUCGACACGUCGCUUGACGCGGGGUGAGGUCCCCGUUCACUGUAGCAGAGCCCCCAAUAAAACAGAGCUUGAUGGAAA
Messenger RNA from Trametes versicolor FP-101664 SS1, 1834 nucleotides. RefSeq lists its product as uncharacterized. The transcript is spliced from 4 exons. The record is from RefSeq and is a predicted model, not a curated record. Lineage: Eukaryota; Fungi; Basidiomycota; Agaricomycetes; Polyporales; Polyporaceae. Bases 185 to 1492 code for a protein of 435 amino acids.